Molecule: messenger RNA, 3431 nt
Organism: Eurytemora carolleeae
Lineage: Eukaryota; Metazoa; Arthropoda; Copepoda; Calanoida; Temoridae
Product: putative sodium-coupled neutral amino acid transporter 7
Exons: 18
Coding region: 1584-2696 (370 amino acids)
Biological process (GO): amino acid transmembrane transport
Molecular function (GO): amino acid transmembrane transporter activity
Source: RefSeq, a predicted model, not a curated record
CAAACCUAUUUAUAGAUGUCGGAUGAAUCACCCAGAGCGAAAGCACAAUCCUGUUGCUAUGCAUCCAACAAACCAGCCUGAUGUUAGCAUCCCCCCAAGCCUCAGAAUAUACGUCUCUAGCCCACCCUGCGUACGUGGACAAGCUCACCUCCAAAUAUCCUGCAGCUCAACAGAUGAAAUCAGUUGGCUGAAAUUGCAAAGAAAAAGAAGAAGUGAUGUUUAUUAGUGCUAAAAGCUCUGAUUAUUAAAACAAUUGUAUCGCAAAUCAGCAUAUCAAUAGAUACUGUGAGAUAUGUUUGGCGUUUACUCUAGGUGGUGAUUUAAAGAUUCAACCUUCAAUUUAAUUCCACAAUCAUAAAAGCUCCAAGUAAUACCGUAUCCAGGCUCCCACGCAAUUAUCCUUGCUUCACAUACUCUGGAACUCUACACUCGUGCAAAGUAGGUGUAAGAUAUGCUGUUGUUGUAUCCUCUUUUACCAUGAACAAUUGGCACUUGGCAGGGACGCAGGUUUUCAAAUGGAUAUAAAGGUGAUACGAUACACCUUGACUACAUCACCAUUCCAGGAGCUACAAUGAAGGAACUUCACCAUGCCUUUUGCAUGGAAUAUGGCACAUUCAUAGGCCUGUGGAUGUUAUACUAGUAGCUGGUCUCAAUGACAUUUUUAACAAAUAUAUUGCGGACAAAAUCAUGAUUGACAUAAUAGAUUUCAACUGAACUGUUAACAACAUCUGUUUUAGUAACAAUAAUGUUCUUUGGAGCAGCUUUGCUGCCACCCCUCUCCCUCAUCCAAGCUAGCUACCUUCAAUGAUGAGAAAAGUAAACUGUAAAAGAACCACAUUGAUACUCCUAUAUCAAUCUCAACACCAAGAUUAGAGAGAUGAAUCAGUAUGAUAACCAUCCCAUCAUCCCAACCCAUCAUGAUCCAUGCUUCCUUACCUGUGGAGUGAAAAUCAAGAGACAUCCUAAGAUUAAUGGUCUUGUCAACUUCAAGGAGCACUUCGUCAAUCACCGGCUAGGUUCAUGGAGAGAGAGAGAAAACCUAGUGAUAUGCUACACCUAAGUGAUCAUUUAAGUUUAAGGGCAAAUCUGUUGUGGAAUACUUUCGAGAGAUAUACAAGAUCUAGGAUAGCUCUGCCAAAAGUAAGAACAAAGCACUGGCUGCCAAUCCCCCAAAAACCAAAUCUUCAGUUUGAUCUGAUACUGCAGACCAAUCAACUACUGAACUGCUGCAAUCCAAUCCAAUCUGAUGUACUCCAUGACAUUUCUAAGUAUCCGUAUGAUAUCCAGUCACUUUAUCCAGUUAUUCUCAGAAUCUUCUGAGCUGCAGGGCGAUAAGUCUGCUAUUAAUGCAAUAUCUCGUCAAGACAACCAACUCCCUCUUAUUUUUAGGGCACUAGUACAUUAGGAGCAGUCUUCCUGAUAAUAAAUGCUGCACUUGGAGCAGGACUUCUAGACUUUCCGCAACAGUUCCAUAAAGCAGAAGGACUUCUAGACGUGUCAAGGUUAUCGGGAGAUAAGGGAAAGGCGAAAGAGGUGGAGUCCUUUCAGCAGUUAUAGUUCAAGCUGUUCUUCUUCUUUUUAUAAUGAUUGCUCUAGUUAUACUCGCGUCAACUUCGAAUUUGAGAAAUUCAACCACUUUGCAAGGUGUAAUGCACACCGUUUGUGGAGUUUGGGGGGAGAGAAUUACAUCUUUAAUUACAGCUCUCUACUGUUUUGGAACCUGUUUAACAUUUCUCAUCAUAAUUGGAGAUCAAUUCGACCGGGCGUUUGAUUCUCUGAUUGGACCAGACUUCUGUAAAACAUGGUUUCUGAACAGGAAUUUUAUUAUGCCUGUAACCUCAGUUCUCCUGAUUCUACCUUUAUGUUUCACAAGUAAAAUUGAUUUCUUGAAGUAUGCAUCAGUAAUGGGAGUAUUCACUAUCUUAUACAUAGUCAUCAUCAUAAUAUCACAAUACUUCAGUGGAAACUAUAAACCUGGAGAGAUAAAGACAAAACCUGAUAAUAUUCUCGAUAUAUUUAAUGUGAUACCAGUCAUAUGUUUCGGAUACCAGUGCCAUGUGAGCGUAAUACCUAUUUACUCCUGCAUGAAACACAGAAACCUGAAACAUUUUACCAUAGCUUCCUCGACUGCCAUAACUGCGUGUGUGUUCGUGUAUACAGGCGCCGCUACAUUUGGAUAUUUAACUUUUGGAUCAAAUGUGAGCAAUGAUAUUCUAGAAAAUUAUUCAGCGUCCAAUCCUUGGGUCCUGAUAGCCCUUAUAUCCAUGGCGUUGAAGACCUACACUACCUAUCCUAUCCUUUUGUUUUGCGGAAGGGAGGCCAUCUCAACAAUAAUCAAAGAUCUGUUCGUAACUGAAGAAACUAGAACCAAAGAAAAGUUUAGAAGAUAUAUAAUUGCUAUUGUUUGGUUUGCUCUCUCCGUAGUUUUAGCUGCAAAAAUCCCUGAUAUUGGAUUUGUGAUAAACAUUAUUGGAUCUUUGGCGGCAGUUUUCAUUUUUAUUCUUCCAGGGAUCUGUCUUCUACAAUCCACCUUGAUGCUGGAUCCAGGCCUAGUGAAGCUAGAAGCUAAACUCAAGAUAGGUUUAGCAACUGUAUUUCUCAUCCUAGGGAGCUUUUUAUUUGGAGUUGUUCUUACUCAGGGAGUAGAACGAGAUAUGACUAGUUCUGGUAGCAAGAGUCUUCUUUGUGUUCCAUAAUUAGAUAAACAGAUAGAUAUACAGAUAUUUUCUCUUCUAAAGAUUAUAGACAGAUAGAUAGAUAUACAUCUAUUUUCUCUUCUAAAGAUUAUAAACAGAUAGAUAGAUAGAUAUACAGAUAUUUUGUGUUGCAUAAAUAGAUGAAUAGAUACAUAUAUAUAUAUAUAUUUUGUGUUCCAAGGAUAGACAACAGUGUUCCAUAAAUAGAUGAAUAGAUACAUAUAUAUAUAUUUUGUGUUCCAAGGAUAGACAACAGUGUUGCAUAAAUAGAUGAAUAGAUACAUAUAUAUAUAUUUUGUGUUCCAAGGAUAGACAACAGUGUUCCAUAAAUAGAUAUGUCUUUUUUGUUUUGUUUUAAAAGAUACAUAAAAUAAUUUUUUUUUGAUUCAUACAAAGUUAGAAGUUACACAAUUAUAUAUUUUUGAUAAAUAAAUUGUAAUUUAUUCUUUUAGCAUAAUUUUACCAAAGUGUCCUUUUGUAAUCAAAUUCAUUGUUUAACAUAUACACGCCAAACUGAUUAGAUUAAACUAACAAAUUUGCCAGAACUUUUCUACAUUGUUAGCAAUCAACUUGUUAGGUUGGUACAAUGAUAACCCUGAUUCUAACUUGAUUUCAUUGUUUUUUUCUCUCUCCUCAUCAUAUCUUAAUUCAGCUUCAAACCAGCAUUUUUUUAGAUUUGUACUAUUGCUCUUGUACUUUCUGAACCUUCUCUUAAUAAAUCUUUUAUAACUCUUA